GACAGAUGAUGCUCGCGAGCGUUGCGGUCGUUAAAUGGAACGCACCCAUAGAGACGCACACAAGAAAGGUCACUGUCACAGAUAAUACAAGAAAAAGAUUACCUGGUUCAAAACGUGACGCAGGUUACGUUAGAUAUUAUAAUGUAAACAAAAUUAGUACUAAGAGACUAAUUUUGAAAUCUUAAGAAGAUAGGUAUUACAGGAAUUUAUAAAAAUGAUUGUCAAGUUUGAAAAGAUAAUAAGCUGCUCCUCGGAACAUCCUAUGUAUCCUGCCGCCAAUCUUCUCCAACGUAAUUCAGAAAAUUGGAAGGCCACAUGGCGGUGUGCCAAGCCGGGAGAAAUGUUGGCCCAAGUGAUAUUUCAAUUAGUUGAACCUUCUUACAUCACGGGAAUUGAUAUUGGCAAUUUUCAGAGUUGCGUGGUAAUUGUCACUGGAUCUACGUCAGCUGAACCUGACAAUUGGAUAGUUAUAGUGAACCAUAAGUUUAUGACAAAUGAUGAAGCAAUAAAUAAUAAGUUCAAGGAUCAAGUACAAUUAUUUACGAAAAGGGAAUUAAAUCCAGAUACUUUGAAAAUUAAAUUUGAUCGAAUCAAAGUUACUUGUAUGCAAUCGGCAAAUUUAAAAGUCUUGUUUGGACUGUCAUAUAUUAUUUUAAGAUCAGAUCCUACAGUUGAUUUAGGCUUAGAUGUAUUUGGCAAGUUUAAAUUGAAAAAACCACAUGUCAUGAAGACACCUUUGGAGAUGAUGAAAGAGAGAAUCCUUAAUAAAACGGAAAAUAAAAAGACAGAUUAUAAGGAUGAAUUGCGUGAACAAAUAAAAAGGAACUCAAUGGAAAAUUUUACUAAAUGUCAAGAGGAACCUAGAUCUAUGAAGAGACCAUUAUUAGAAAAGUUAGAAGCUGGGAAAGCUGAUCAAGUUUUUGGAAAAAAUGAUAAGACUCAAUUGCAAGAUUCAAAAGAUAAGAAUAAAACGUCUACUAAAAACAGCAGAAAUGCAGAAAAUGUAUCAAAUGAAAAAACAGUUGUCACAACUCCUUUUGGAGACAUCGUGCCUUUGGUUGAUAAAGGUAACAAGAAUGAUGCAAAAGAUGUCGCUCAGAAUCCUUGUAAGAAACGGUCUUUAAGCGAAUUGGAGGCUUCACCAAAUACACAAUAUGAUAAAAAGAAAAAACAGAAGUGCUCUAACUGUUGCAAAGAUUCGCAAGAUCAGUUGUGCAGAACUUGUCAACGAUUACCAUCACCCUCUAUCGAAAGUACUGCUUUGAAAGCAAAUGUUUCUGUAAAAUGUAAAAAACUAUUUAAAGAAUUGUUCAGCGAUGCCACAUUUUCCCUCAGUGGAUAUAUUAAUCCGCAGAGAGACGAAAUUAGAAGGAAAGCUCUUAGUAUGGGUGCCAGAUACAUACCUGAUCCAAAUACGACUAAUAAAAAAUGUACUUAUUUGAUUUGCGCUUUUAAAAAUACACCAAAAUAUCAGCAAUUUAAAAAUCAUACAAAAAUUGUCUCUCAUGUUUUUAUCGAAGAAUGUUUUGAUAAAAAGAUAAGAUUUCCUUGGAGGCAAUAUGCUUUAAAUCAAAAAGACAAAUCGCAACCUGAAAGUGAAGAAGAAAUCGAUGGUAAUCAACCAGAAUCUGUAUAUGAUAUGGAUACUGAUGCUGAAUCCGAUUAUUAAUAUUUAAAUUCAAUACAUUUAGCAAUCCUUGACUUCUCUCUGACAUGAUUAUAUCUUGAUAAUUAUUAAUAAAUAUAUUUUUUAUAUAUAUGUAUA
Formica exsecta is the source of this 1765-nucleotide messenger RNA. It is a transcript of the gene XRCC1, whose product is annotated as DNA repair protein XRCC1. Gene Ontology annotation, molecular function: damaged DNA binding. Bases 215 to 1669 code for a protein of 484 amino acids. The record is from RefSeq and is a predicted model, not a curated record. Gene Ontology annotation, biological process: single strand break repair; base-excision repair. The transcript is spliced from 3 exons. NCBI's taxonomy places the organism in Eukaryota, Metazoa, Arthropoda, Insecta, Hymenoptera, Formicidae. Gene Ontology annotation, cellular component: nucleus.